This is a messenger RNA of Daucus carota subsp. sativus, 1511 nucleotides long. Its product is annotated as myb family transcription factor PHL11-like. The coding region runs from base 424 to 1272 and encodes 282 amino acids. NCBI's taxonomy places the organism in Eukaryota, Viridiplantae, Streptophyta, Magnoliopsida, Apiales, Apiaceae. Gene Ontology annotation, molecular function: DNA-binding transcription factor activity; DNA binding. The transcript is spliced from 6 exons. The record is from RefSeq and is a predicted model, not a curated record.
AUUACAACUACAUGUAGGAAAAAAUAAACGGUGUUGGAAGAAAUUUUGCAAUCAUAACAACUCUCAACUUGUUCUUUUUUGUUCAUCUCUAAACCACUAGUAUUUACUUUUUAUUCCUUCUAUUUUUCUUCUUAGUGUAGCUAGGGAAGGAAAAAAAGAAAGAAAAAAAGGAAAAAGGGUACUUAUUUAUUCUAUUCUUGGCCUCAUUUCUACUCAAGAAUCUAAAAAACUUUCCAUAAAUUUGUGUUCGAAUGAUUGUUUCACAGACACUCGUUUUGUAGAAGCUAUACUCUACUUUUUUGCUUUGUGUGUGUGGAAUUAGUUCUCCAUUUGUUUAUUAUGAAAACUGUGAAGAUCAUUGGUUAAAGAAGCACAUAGUUAGUGGGAGAGUUUGAGAUUUUAGUGUGUGGAAAGGUGGUGGUGAUGGAGAGAAUGUAUGGCGUAGGUGGUGGUGGUGAAGGAGGUUUGUAUGAAUAUGAAAGUGGAGUUGUGAUGACAAGAGAUCCAAAGCCAAGGCUGAGGUGGACUAGUGAUCUUCAUGAUCGGUUUGUUCAUGCUGUCACUAAGCUCGGUGGCCCUGAUAAAGCAACUCCCAAGUCAGUGCUGAGACUCAUGGGCUUAAAGGGAUUGACAUUGUACCAUUUAAAGAGCCAUUUGCAGAAAUACAGACUUGGGCAGCAGGCUGCCAGGAAACAAGACACGGUAGAGCAAAACAUUGAGAACAGUGGGGAUUCCUAUGGACGCUACAAUAUACAUUCUAUGUGCACGACUGAGAACUCAUCAAAACUGAAUGGUGAACGAGGCGAAUACUCUCUUGGGGACACAUUAAUGUCUGAGAUUGAUGUGCAGAAAAGAUCAAUAGAGCAGCUUGAUGUACAGAAGAAACUACAAAUGAGAAUUGAAGCCCAAGGAAAGUACUUGCAGGCAAUACUAGAGAAAGCUCAAACAAACCUUUCACUCGAUAUGAAUAAUUCUGGAAACCUAGAGGCAACAAGGGUCCAACUAACCAGCUUCAAUUUGGCUCUGUCCAAUUUCAUGGAAAACCUGGAUGACGAAGAAAGGAAACAGAACAGUUCAGAAAUGGAUUUUCAUGGCAGUAGCCGGAACGCUAGUACAUCUCAUUGCACCGCAGAAGUAGCAGAAAAGAAAGAAAUCAAGUUCAAGAUUGAAGAUGGUUCUAUAAACUUUGAUCUGAAUAUGAGAGGUAGCUAUGAUUUUCUUGGCACGAAUGAAACAGCGACAGAACCUAAGCCAUCUGCAUAUAGGAGGUAGAAAUCAAAACACAUACAUAGUCCUUCAUAUAGUGUCAUUUACCUAAAUGCCAAUGUCAUAAGCUCUAAUCGCAUUGCAUUUGGUUGCUUGUUUUAGGUCCUGUUGUUUCGACAAUAUUUUUGGUAUAAAUAAAUUAGUUUUGGGAUACAAUUAAAGUGUUUAUAAUCGAUACAUUUACAGUGUAUAAUACAUGGUACCAACUAAUUGUACGAGUAAUAUCAUGAGUUUUUGAAUCAUUA